AUUAAUCAGAGUCCACUUCCCGGUUAAAUAUACAAUUUUAAGAAGCCUUGAGAACGUGCCACUAGUGUAGCUCAAACCCACAAACCCGUGGUUGGGAGGCAGAAACUACAAAAUCACUCUCAACCUUACAUGUCUGUCUUAUUUUCGAGUAGCGUGUUGUUUUUACCAACCAUGGCAAGCAAUGAUCAAAGCAAGGCACUGUUGGUUGCGGCUUUCGACUUCGGAACCACAUACAGCGGAUAUGCGUUCUCAUUCCGAGACGACCCCAACAAAAUUCAGACAAACCAGACCUGGUUCGCCGGGGGCGGGGCCGCAAUGUUGGUGUCACUGAAAACACCUACUUCUGUCCUUCUGAACCCUAAGGGAGAGUUUGACAAGUUUGGUUUCGAGGCUGAAGACAAAUACGCAACCCUAGCUGAAGAUGAUGAGCACCACGGCUGGAGGCUUUUUCGGAGGUUUAAGAUGGUUCUGCAUAAUAAUGAGCACUUGACGAAAGACGUUACGGUAGAGGACUUUAGUGGAAAACAAAUGACGGCUUUCCCGUUGUUUGUCAUGUCGAUCAAGUACCUGAGAGAACAUCUACUAAAGGCGGUUACUACACAAAAGAUAGGAUUCGAGGAAACUGAUAUAUUGUACGUGUUGACCGUUCCGGCUAUCUGGGAUGACAAUGCCAAGAGAUUUAUGAGGGACGCGGCUAUAGAAGCUGGAGUAGACCCAAAUCGCCUUAAGCUGGCCUUGGAGCCGGAAUGUGCCUCGAUCUGGUGUGAAACAUUGGGUACAGACGUGAAGGGCGCUGUAGCGUUUCAAGGAUCACAGUUCAUGCUAGUCGAUCUUGGAGGAGGCACCGCAGAUAUAUCUGUCCAUGAAAGAAAACUAGAUGGAACCCUGAGGGAAAUACACAAAGCCAGUGGGGGCCCGUGGGGAGGCAUCUAUGUGGAUGAAAAUUACAUGAAAAUGUUGAAUAAACUUUUUGGGGAAAAAGCUCUCACUGACCUCCGAGAGACUGAAAUGAAUGAUUAUUUCGACGUCACUAGGGAAUUUGAACAUAAGAAACGGUCAUUCGACACAGACAAAACAAAGCAGAUAAUUGUUCGUGUUUCUGCCUCGCUGAGGGAUCUUGCUGAAAAGUAUUCAUCCAAAUCUUUAGAGGAACAAAUUGCGUCCUUAAAAGUGCGGGAAAAUGCCAUCACUACGAGAGGCAAAGACAAGCUGAAGAUUGGUACAGCAGUUGUCCAAUCAUGGUUUAAAAGACCAAUCGAUCUGCUGAUCCAGCAUCUGAAGUCUCUUUUAGCUGAACCAAAGAUAACAAGCGUGCGAACUGUUAUUCUGGUGGGCGGUUUCGGUGAAAGUCCGUACGUUCAGGAGAGAAUCAGGAAUAAAUUAGCCGGGGUGAGACUGAUCGUCCCUUCAGAUGCGGGCCUCGUCGUGCUGAAAGGUGCCGUGAGGUUUGGACAUAACCCCUCCAUUGUCUCCUCCAGGAUCAUGAAAUACACGUAUGGGACAGAAGUGUGUGAACAUUUUGAUGGAAAGAAGCACCAAGAUGGAGAGAAGGUUUGUGUGGAUGGAAAGUGGUUGGUGCCUAAAUGUUUCAAUGUGUUCGUUCGGGUCAACGAGGAGGUGAGAGUGGAUCAACAGGUGUCCUGUGAGAGUUAUCCUAAUGGUGAAAUAUCCGACACACCCGUGUACAGAACGACACAGAAGAACCCCGAGUUCACAACAGACCCCGGAUGUGAACUGCUCGGGGAUGUUGAGCUCGAAAACAGCACCGAUAUUCCAUUUGAGCAGCAGACAAUAAAAACUACGCUUAUGUUCGGAGAUACAGAACUUCUCGUCAAACAGAAGAACACGACCACAGGAAAAGAAGCUUACAUGACCUUUGAAUGCUUCAAAUGA
This is a messenger RNA of Mya arenaria, 1893 nucleotides long. Its product is annotated as heat shock 70 kDa protein 12A-like. The transcript is spliced from 4 exons. NCBI's taxonomy places the organism in Eukaryota, Metazoa, Mollusca, Bivalvia, Myida, Myidae. The record is from RefSeq and is a predicted model, not a curated record. The coding region runs from base 130 to 1893 and encodes 587 amino acids. Gene Ontology annotation, molecular function: ATP binding; ATP-dependent protein folding chaperone.